AUGGAAAAAUCAAAUAAAACACCUUAUGAAAUAUUGAGAGUUUCUCAAAACAUUGACUAUGUUAAAUUACGUAUAUAUUAUCGACAAAUAAUUCAUGAUUAUAAGCAAAAUAAAAUUUCAGCUGAAGAAUUUCGAUCGAAAAUUCGUGCAUAUGAAACAUUAUCCGAUUAUGAUAAACGUAAAAAGUAUGAUUCUCAAAAAGAAUGGAUCUCUGAUCUACCAUUAAUACAAUAUACAACACAACAAUUAGCUGCUGAACCUGCACUAAUAUCAAUUUUAAAAGAUCGAUUACGUCAUGCUAAUUUAACAAAAAUCAAUGCUCAAGAUCCAAUAACAGGUCAUACAACACUUUAUUGUGCAGCACGUGCUGGUAAUGUAGCAGCUGUACAAUUUUUAACAGAACAAGGAGCUGAACCUGACUUAUCACAACGUACGAAAAGUACGGCUUUACAUGUUGCUUCAUUUUAUGGACAUGCUGAUGUUGUUCGUUGUCUAUUGGAGAGUGGAGCCGAUUAUCGAAUAUUAAAUGUAGGUAAUAAAACAGCACAAGACGAAGCAAUUAAUGAAGAUGUUGAAUGUGCCUUUAUUGAACUUAAACAGAUGCCAUACGUUAGAGCUGCUGCUAAUGAAAUUGAUUGGUUUUCGAACAGUAAUUUAUUAGAACAUAUUGAUGAAGAAUAUUAUUCUCAACGUCAAACAUUGUUACAUUGUGCUAGUAAAAAAGGCUAUUUGGAUCUUGUACAUCUAUUUGUCGAAAAAUUAUCGGCUAAUAUUGAUAUUGUUGAUGUAAAUGGAAAUUCUGCUUUACAUCUUGCAGCUUAUGGUGGUCAUGUUGAGAUUGUUAAUUAUCUUCUUAACCAAGGUUGUAAUUCAAUUCUUAACAAUCGAUGGGGUUUAACAGCUGAACAAGAAGGUAGUAAACACGGUAAUAAUAUAACUGAUAUUUUUCAAUCUAUGCGUAAUCAAGAUAUGUUUGAAAUGGCACGUAAAGGUAUAGAUUGGUGGUUUCAAUAUUAUUUUGAUACUAGAUCACCAGAUACAAUAGAUUCUGAAGGUAUAAGCUUACUUCAUCAUGCAUGUUGUCAUGGACAAUAUACGAUUGCUAAAUGGUUGUUAGAACAUAAAGCUAAUAUUAAUAUGCGAAUGAAAGAAACGCCUAAAAAUACGUCAUUACACAUAGCAAAAUAUUAUGGUCAUCUAAAAAUUAUUGAACUUCUACUUGAAUAUGGUGCAGAUGUAACUAUUAAAAAUGAUUAUAGAGCAACUGUUUUUGAAGAAAGAUUUUCUAAAGAAGUCAAUCAUGAUAUAGCAAGAAAAAUUUAUGAUCUUUUAUUACAAUAUCGAAAUAAUCUCAAGCAUCACAAAUUAAUUGAUGUUCAUAUAUAUUUAGAUGAAGAUCAAGAUGGUGACGAUGAUCCAAAAGUCAAAAUACAAUUGCAUCAUGCUGAUACAUAUGAUGAUCUAUUAUAUGCAUUGCCUAGCUAUUUAAAAAAUCAAUGUAAUUAUUUUUCUAUAGCUCGACGACCAUUACAUUUUGAGAAGAAAGAAACAACUAUAAUAUCUGCCGUAGGUCGUGCACGUUAUAGAAAUUCAAAAUUUAUUGAUACACCACUUCGUCUUACUCUUCAUAAGAAACCACCUAAUGAAAAUAAUAGUCAUCAAUGUAUUCGACAAGAUCCUAAAUUUGAUUUUUAUUCAUACAAUAAAUACUUUCAAACUAAAGCAAGUGUCAUUAAUGUUCAAUUAAAACCUUCAGCAGAUAAGCAAAUAAUCAAUGUUGGUGAUUUAACAUUCACGUUCUCUGAAAGUUCUAUCAAAGAUAACAUUGAAUUUGAAGUCAGAGCACUUUUUUCAACUGAUAUUGAAAUGUUUACUUUACCAGGAUGUAUCUGUCUGUUCGAAACAAGCCUUUAUGAAGAUACUCACAAACUUCUAGAACUUCCUUUCGUAUCAAUGACUAAUCAACUAAAUGCUCGUCUAUAUACAUUGGCUAUAUCUACUCCUUAUUGGUUUAGUUGUGACACUCGGCGAACACGUCUUCCGAUGCUUGAUGGUAUUCAUGCAUUCAUACAACAUGUUAGUGUUAUUCCAAUCGAACUUAUAUUAUCAGUAGAUAUGCUUAUUUCAGCUACUAUUGAAAAACCAUUAAUUUCACGAGAACAACCUGUCAAAUGUACUUGUUUAGUUUUACAAGAGCAUGAUUCGAUUAACUUUCCAGAAAUUGCUUAUCAUGGAACGAAUAUUUCAGUUGUUCGAUCAAUCCUUGUCGAUGGACUCGUCGUACCGGGAACGGUAGUCAGCAAUGGAUCACGUGUUACUCGUCGUAAAAAUCAUAUCCGACGGAACCGUGAAGCUUUCAAUAUUACUGAUUAUGCUGAUGCUAUUUUUUUAAGUCCUAGUGUACAUUAUAGUUGUGAUCCAACAUAUGCUGUAGCCUUUCCUUAUGGUGAUCGACAAUUGCUACCCGUCUUUGAAUGUAGUGUGAAGAAAAAUGGCUAUUCUCAUUUUCCGUGCACUGUUUCACAAUAUACUGCACAUUCAGAUGAUAAUUUACAAGCCAUUGAAUGGAGAAUUCUAGAUCCAGAAAAUAUUGCAAUAAAUGCUAUACUAUUUAUUCCGACGAUCGAUUCACUUGAAACUAUAAAACGAGAAAGAAUUACUAAACUUACUACAAGUUCAAUUAGUACGUAA
Rotaria sp. Silwood1 is the source of this 2691-nucleotide messenger RNA. Lineage: Eukaryota; Metazoa; Rotifera; Eurotatoria; Philodinida; Philodinidae. The record is from the annotation of a GenBank genome assembly.